Messenger RNA from Miscanthus lutarioriparius, 504 nucleotides. The record is from the annotation of a GenBank genome assembly. Lineage: Eukaryota; Viridiplantae; Streptophyta; Magnoliopsida; Poales; Poaceae.
AUGGAUCAGAGUAGGCGGACGAUGGAAUCGUACUCAAGCUCGCGGAUGGUGGACGGUGUCACGGCGAACUACAACAAGGUAUUCAGGUUCCUACUCUGCCUCCCCAGGGCCGGCGGCGAUGGUGUGGCAGUCUUCAGUGGGGGGGCAUCAGAUGGAGGACCACAUGUUGCAGUUCGACCUAGAGAAGGUGCUCAGGAAAAAAUACGUGCAGGAAAAAAUGGGUCCAUGUGGCUUCUAAGGAACUUUUUGGUUUUUAGAUUAAUCUCCAGGCACUAUCAAAACAGCUCCAGAUCCUCUGGCCCGCCACCGUCUCCUGUGCUGUCCUUCUUGGUGUCCUUCACCCGGAUUACCGAUCCAAAACUAGCAGAUAAGUUCUCUAACUCACUUCCCCCAAAUCCCUCCGCUGUUACAAAAGCGCAGUGCAACUGCUAUGAUUUAGGUGGUAUUGUAAAUUCCGUUGUUUCUUUAAUGUUCUGUGUGCACUACCUGUGUAUUACUACUUAA